CCGGGGUUUCCCCCAGAAGCUCAACGAUAUGCUCCCAUACUUGGGCACUGGCUUCGUGGCCUGGCCAUCCUUUUGGAUGUGGCGCGGCUACCAGUGGCAGCAGAAAAGGAAUACGGAACGGAUCGUUUUCUAUAUACAAAGGACCUAUCAACAGGCGAAACUCCUCCAGGUGGCCAUCCUGGCCACAGGUCUCAUGAUGUCCUUCACUGGGCACCAUUCCGGGAACAUACUGAAGGUCCACGAUGUCGACUAUAAGAACAAACAAAACCAGGAUACCGCAAAAUCGGACUAGAUCCGCAAACAUCCAAAAAUUGUACAACCCAAAGAUAAAAAUCAUGGGGCUCUGGAGCUAUCUUGGGAGAGUGAACCAAAUCUGGCGGCCCGUGGCGCCCCCAGCACCUGAAACCCCAGAGGCUACACCCAAUUUGGGCGAGAAAAUACGAGAGGUGGUGAAUGACAAGGCCUUCGAGAAUGCAUACGAUUCGGCUGCCCCCUUUGUGAUGGCCAGUCUGGGCUCCUGGCCGGGCUAUUGGCUCUACAGGGGACUCGACUAUCACACGCACAGGGCGCACAUUCCCCUACGCAUCUACAUAAACCAGACCUUUUAUCAGGCCAAGAUACUGCAAUUCGUCAUCAUUCUGGCUGGCACCUUUACUGUGAUCACCAACCAGCGUAGAGCUCGCUAGAAGAUGGGGCAAGCAUGGCAGCUCCCAAGGGAUACCACAGAAGCCCCAGAACGGCUAGAGAGGCUUUGGCAUAGAACUUCCAUAAAAACACAAUCCAAUAAGAAAUCUGACAGAAAAUAAAUAAAUUUUAAGUGAAUUUAAUCAGA
Molecule: messenger RNA, 832 nt
Organism: Drosophila pseudoobscura
Lineage: Eukaryota; Metazoa; Arthropoda; Insecta; Diptera; Drosophilidae
Exons: 4
Coding region: 243-686 (147 amino acids)
Source: RefSeq, a predicted model, not a curated record